Messenger RNA from Symbiodinium necroappetens, 322 nucleotides. The record is from the annotation of a GenBank genome assembly. Lineage: Eukaryota; Dinophyceae; Suessiales; Symbiodiniaceae.
GGUCUUCUCCGGGCUGGCCGGAGCUGUGCCGCAGCCGGACGAUGCGUGGUUUGGGAAGGUCUUCGAGAGCUAUGCUGCGCGAUGUGGCGGCAAUGGCGUCUCAUUGCGGGCCAUGGAGGACGCGGCGAAGCAGUUCGUCGCGCACCACCAGCGCAAGAAGGAGGCUGCCCAGGCCGUAUCCACGCCGGCCGCAACCAAAGCUGUCAAGGGCAUCGAGUCAUCAGAGACUCCGGGUGCUGGCCCUGUCGGUCGGGUGCAGCCAGCCAAGCAGGUUCUCCAAGACUAUGCCGGGGCGCAGGGCGCUUACGCAAUGCCCAACCAG